Molecule: messenger RNA, 1833 nt
Organism: Emys orbicularis (European pond turtle)
Lineage: Eukaryota; Metazoa; Chordata; Testudines; Emydidae
Gene: PPOX
Product: protoporphyrinogen oxidase
Exons: 11
Coding region: 4-1320 (438 amino acids)
Biological process (GO): porphyrin-containing compound biosynthetic process
Molecular function (GO): protoporphyrinogen oxidase activity, oxygen as acceptor
Source: RefSeq, a predicted model, not a curated record
UGGAUGCAGAGGACGGUGGCAGUCGUCGGUGGUGGGAUCAGUGGCCUCACCGCCUGCUACCACCUGGCCAGGAGCCCCAAUGCUCCCAAGAUAAUCCUGCUGGAGGGCAGCGGCCGCCUGGGGGGCUGGCUCCAUUCCACUCGAACUGAGGACGGGGCCGUAUUUGAGCAUGGCCCCAGAGGGAUCCGACCUGCCGGGACCGUGGGGAAGAACACUCUGCUCAUGGUCUCUGAACUUGGCCUGGAUGCAGACGUGCUUCCGGUGCCCGGUGACCACCCGGCUUCCAAGAACCGCUACCUCUAUGUGAGCGGGGCGCUGCACAGGCUGCCAUCCGGCAUUGGCGGUGUUCUGCGGACAGUGCCGCCCUUCACCAGACCCCUACUCUGGAGUGGGCUGCGUGAGCUGGUAGCCCCCCGGGGCACCCAGCCGGAUGAGACCAUCCACAGCUUUGUGAGCCGCCGCUUCGGAAAGGAGCUGGCCGACGUUGCCAUCGACAGCCUGUGCCGAGGGGUGUUUGCUGGAGACUGCCGGGCCCUGAGCGUGCGCUCCUGCUUCCCUGCGCUGUUCGAGGCCGAGCGGAGGCGGCGCUCCGUCAUCCUGGGGAUGGCCCUGGGCGGAGGGAAGGGCCCCGCCCUGGACUCGGCGCUGAGCCGCAGGGCCCGUGACGAGCGCUGGAGCCAGUGGUCGCUGCGUGCUGGCAUGGAGACACUGCCUGAGGCCCUGCAGGACUUCCUGAGACAGCGUGGGGUGGAAAUGCACUGCCAUGCCCAGCUGCGGCGCCUGGAGAGAACGGCGGCUGAGUGCUGGCAGAUCACCCUGGAGGAUGGCAGUGUGAGAGCAGACCAUGUGAUCAGUGCCAUCCCAGCCAGAGCUCUGGCGGUGCUGCUUCCCGGCUGGGCCGAGCCGCUGGCCCAGGAGCUGCGCAGCAUCGAGGCCGUGUCGGUGGGUGUGGUGAACCUGCAGUACAACGGUGCCACGCUGCCCAUCACGGUGAUGCUGGGAGGUGCGUGGUUCGAACAGGGCUUUGGGGACCCAGACACUGUGCCACUGGCUGUGCUGCUGAGCCGUGCCAAGGAGGCAGUGAGGGCACACCUGGGCAUUGUGGCCGAGCCCUCUCGUACAAUCGUCAAGGUGCUCAAGGCCUGCAUCCCCCAGUACACGCUCGGCCACUGGCAGAGGACAGAGACCAUCAGCCGUUACCUGGAGCAGGAAGGAUUGCCGCUGAGCCUGAUCGGGGCCUCCUACCAAGGUGUCUCUGUGAACGACUGUAUCUACAGUGCCAAGACGGCAGUCACCCAGCUCCUGGACCAGGCCUGCUGAUCUGCCACUGGGUGCCCGCCUCUUGAACUAACUCUGCUUCGAGCAGAGAACAGUGGAGCCCCCGGCCAGGCAACGGGCUCUCACAGUGUGAGGAGAGGCUGCCUCCUCUGAGAGCACUGGGAGCUGGAUUCCUGCCCGAGGUGGGUGGGGCUGGGGGUGUCCUGCUGGGGCCCCCCUUGCGAUAAAGGGACACCCCCAGAAGCAGUGAGAGAAUGUGAGUGUGGAGGCUGGGCCGCUCUCAGCAGCUGUCGGCUGCAGCCUGGGUUCUUCCUAGCAGUGGUCAGGUACCAGCCCAAGGGAGGGGCUGGGCUGGCUUGUCUCACCCAGACACCCCCCCACCACCACCAGCCCUUGGCCAAGCCCCUCCCUGGCUGGUGUGGUUUUGCUGCCUUUGUGGAGCUCACUGUGUGUGGGCGGGGGGGAUUGGCUGUGACCCCUGCAGCUCCCUGGAGCGGCCCUGCACAACCUCAGGCUGUCAUUGACUAAUAAACUCCCCAAGGCUGGGUUAGCGUG